UGGUAUCAGAGCCAGAUUCGGUCAUCACCCAAAAAUGGCCGGUUCUCUUCAAGUUCCUCCAUUAAAAAAGGAGAAUUAUGAUAAUUGGACCAUUCGAAUGAAGGCAAUACUUGGUUCGGAAGAUGUGUGGGACAUGGUAGAGGAAGGCUUCGAGGAACCCGAUGACAUCAACGCCUUAAAUCAAAAUCAAAAGAAUGCCUUGAGGAGUACUAAGAAGAAAGAUCAAAAGGCGCUCUCUAUCAUCUAUCAAGCUUUGGAUGAAGUCAUAUUCGCAAAGGUGGCAUGUGCAACUACAAGUAAAGAAGCAUGGGAGAUAUUAGAGAAUUCAUUCAAAGGAGUAGAUAAGGUGAAGAAAGUAAAACUUCAAAGUCUUCGAGCAAGGCGGGGUGGUAGAUUGGCUUCCGACUCAUCACCGUUCUUCGUCCAACAGUGUUUGAUGACCUUGAGGAUAGAGACCCUCUUCUUUUGAGGCCCCGCCUACAAGAGCUAUGAAACGACUCAAGCUAAUUACACAGCUUAUGGAGCCGAAAACCGUUGAAGCAUACCAGAGAAUCACGGAGUUGAUGGCUAGACCCCUUGAAAGUUUUGACGACUAUAAAGAUGAGGAAUCCGACUCACUCGGCAAGUCAAAAGCAAACAACUUGUGUCGGAUGCUUCAACCUGCAGAAGAAUGUUCGGAGUAUAUGGAUCCGAUCAACGAAGAAGCUGAAAGGAAAAUUAACGAGUUGUUGGCUAGGCCUUUUGAAAGUUUUGAUAUUGAUGAAUAAUUUUAUAUUUGUUUGUUUGGUUAUUAAGAUAAAUGAUUAAUGUUUCGUUAGUUGAUUGUGAUAAAAAAAUUGUGCGUUUCGUGCUUAUCUUUUAAUAAUGAUGAAUAAAAAAAUUCAAAUA
Molecule: messenger RNA, 888 nt
Organism: Cuscuta europaea
Lineage: Eukaryota; Viridiplantae; Streptophyta; Magnoliopsida; Solanales; Convolvulaceae
Source: the annotation of a GenBank genome assembly